Messenger RNA from Clonostachys byssicola, 1149 nucleotides. The record is from the annotation of a GenBank genome assembly. NCBI's taxonomy places the organism in Eukaryota, Fungi, Ascomycota, Sordariomycetes, Hypocreales, Bionectriaceae.
AUGUCUGAAGUUAGGACACUGGAUAUUGGCAUUUUCCUGCCCAUUGGAAACGAUGGCUGGCUGAUCUCCAACGCGGCUCCCCACUACAAGCCCAGCUUUGAACUCAACCGCACCGUCGCUCAACUGGCCGAGUCUUAUGGAUUCGACUUUGCACUUUCCAUGAUCAAGUUCCGCGGCUUCGGUGGCGACACCGAGCACUGGGACUACAACCUCGAGUCCUUCACUCUCAUGGCCGCGGUGGCUGCUUGCACGAAGCGAAUGAAGCUGUGGGCGUCCACGGCCGUCCUCGCCCUCCCACCGGCCGUCGCUGCUCGCAUGGCCGUCACCAUUGACAAUAUUGCCAACGCGACCGCCGAGAGCGACGAGUACAAGGGCCGCUUCGGCGUCAACAUGGUCACUGGCUGGCAGAGCGCAGAGUUCUCACAGAUGGGCCUUUGGCCGGGCGACGCUUUCUUCGGCUACCGUUACGACUACGCCGAUGAGUAUGCGCAGAUCAUGAGGACUCUAUGGAGAGAUGGCAAGUGCGACUUUGAUGGCAAACAUUUCAAGAUGAAGGACUGCCAGCUCCUCCCCAAACCCGAGACGGACAUCAAGGUUAUCACGGCUGGUCAGAGCGACCGCGGUAUCCGUUUUGCUGCCGAGCUGUGUGACUACAAUUUCAUCAACGGCAAGGGAAUCAACACGCCCACAGCCUUCACCGAAAACAAUGAGCGCCUGAUUCAGGCUGCCAAGACGGCUAACCGCGACGUAGGAGCCAUGGUCCUCUUCAUGCUCAUCAUGGACGAAACAGAUGAGAAGGCUGAGGCCAAGUGGAAGCUCUACUGUGACAACCUCGAUAAGCCCGCCGUGGCCUGGGUGCACAAGCAGUCCAAGAUGGACGUCAAGGCCGACGCGAGGAGCACGGCCCAGCACUUCCAGGAGGGCGCUGAUGCCAGUCACCUGGUGAACUUGAACGGCGGUACGCUGGUCGGAAGUUACACCAAGGUGGCCGGGCUCCUAGAUGAGAUUGCCGGUGUGGAUGGCGUCAAGGGUGUCAUGUUGCAGUUUGACGAGUUUGUCAGCGGCGUGGAGCUGUUUGGCAAGCAUGUUCAGCCCAAGAUGAAGUCUAGAAUUGGCAAGGCCCUCAGGACCAACGAGGCCUCGGCAUAG